This is a messenger RNA of Passer montanus (Eurasian tree sparrow), 2879 nucleotides long. Its product is annotated as hemoglobin subunit beta-like. Gene Ontology annotation, biological process: oxygen transport; hydrogen peroxide catabolic process. Gene Ontology annotation, cellular component: blood microparticle; haptoglobin-hemoglobin complex; hemoglobin complex. The coding region runs from base 1211 to 2083 and encodes 290 amino acids. Gene Ontology annotation, molecular function: oxygen binding; organic acid binding; haptoglobin binding. Lineage: Eukaryota; Metazoa; Chordata; Aves; Passeriformes; Passeridae. The record is from RefSeq and is a predicted model, not a curated record. The transcript is spliced from 6 exons.
GAGAUCCUGGGUGAAUUCUGUGCCUUUGACUCCAUGGAGCUCAGGUCCCUAACACAAUCAUUGGUGCUGUGGGUCACCCUGAAUCCAAAAGCUGCCCAGUCGCAGGGGAAGAGGCUGGGUUGGGAGCACAGCAGGAGCUUGGCUGGAGCACACCUGGCUCAGCACCCACCUCCCUGGCCUGGGGCUGGCUUGGUCAGGGGGACACUGCACCCCAAACUGGCUGGGCAUCACUGUCCAGUCAGAACGUCCAGGCUGGACAGGGCUUGGAGCAGCCUGGGACAGUGGAAGGUGUCCCUGUCCAUGGCAGGGGGGUAGAAAUGGAUGAGCUUUAAGGUUCCUUCCAACCCAAACCGAUCUGAGAUGCCAUGAUGCUAAGAUUCUAAUGAAAGAAUUCUAAACAUUUUAAGGAAUUCUAUUCAUUCAGAGGAAGACUAUCUUGCUGUGUCCCUGGCUAGGAGCAGGACAUGGGACAGCAAACAUGCCCCUGUCCUGAAGGGGAUCUGCCCCUGCCAUGAGCAUUUCAUGGCAUUUCUGGAGAGCAGCCACUCUGCUUUGUGCCUCAGUUUCCCCAAGGGAGCCCUGACUGUGGCCAGCAUGGGGGGAGCAGGGGAGGAGGUGGGCAAGGUGUGAAAUUCCCUCUCUUAGGAAAACAGGAAAGUUUUCAGCAGCAGCUGGCACCUUCCAUGCACCCUGUCCCUAACGUGCAGCAGGGCAGCAGAAGGGGGAUGGAGAAGAGGGGCUGGAUCUCAGGACGUGUCCCACCAUCCCUUUGGGAAUGUAGAGCUGCUGAGCCUGCCACGGGCUCUGCCCCACAGGCAGAGGAGGGUCCUGAGCCCCUCGCUGACACGGGAGUCAGCAGCCCAUGCCGGGGACUCCAGAGCUGCCCUCCUGGUUCUGCUAAGAAAAAUAAAGAAUCAAUUUAAAAAGCUGUCUGUUUUCCCUGGCUGCCCCUCUGGCUCAGCAGAAAUGUUUUCUGCUGUGUCAGAGUCUGACUCAGCAGAAAGGGGACACUGCCCUGGGGCCAGGGGCUGCCUUAUCACUGCCCACAAGGCUCCUGUUUGUGCCACCCCAGUUAUCAGCCCCGAGCACGGCCAGGCUGGGGCCAGCACCGUGACUCAGCACCCUGAGCCUGUGCAAACUCACACCAGUCUGUGAUGGGAGAGCCCAUAAACAUCCCAUAAACUGCAGAGAGUGGGCUCCAGUCCUGGGCAUGGGGAGCCCCCUUUCUGCCUGGGUGUGUGAAGAGGAGCCUCAAACAGCAGCAUGCCCUGGGCUGGGUGUAAUGGGGUCUGUGGGACGUGCCCUGAGCCCACCCCAGCCCAGCUGCUGUUUGGGGCUCCCUGGUUCUGCCCAGUCCUGGUGCAGGGCAGAGCAGAGCAGAAUGAGUGAUGGAGCUCAGGCCAGCCCUGGCUCACUCACAAGUCUGGGACCCCAGAGAUGCUGGGAUGAGCCCCAUGGUCUCUGUUGGGGCAGUGGGAGAGGCUCUGCCAAGGGCUGCUCCAAGGACCAGGUCCAGUGCCUCACCUGCCUCUGCAGAGGGAGUUCCCCAGGGAGAGACCCCUGGAGGGCUCACACUGGACACACGUGGGCAAGGAGCCUCUUCACAGCUGCAGCCCACCCUGCCAUCCCACACAGCCACCAUGGUGCACUGGGCAGCCAGGAGAAGCAGCUCAUCACCAGCGUCUGGGCCAAGGUCAACGUGGAGGAAUGCGGCGGCGAGGCCCUGGCCAGGCUGCUGAUCGUCUACCCCUGGACCCAGAGGUUCUUCGCCUCCUUUGGGAACCUGUCCAGCCCCACCGCUGUCACUGGCAACCCCAUGGUCCGUGCCCAUGGCAAGAAGGUGCUGACCUCCUUCGGGGAAGCCGUCAAGAACCUGGAUGGCAUCAAGAAAUGUUUUGCUCAGCUGAGCAAGCUCCACUGUGACAAGCUGCACGUGGACCCCGAGAACUUCAGGCUCCUGGGUGACAUCCUCAUCGUCGUCCUGGCCUCCCACUUCGGCAAGGAGUUCACCCCCGCCUGCCAGGCUGCCUGGCAGAAGAUGGUGCGUGUGGUGGCCCACGCCCUGGCCCACGAGUACCACUGAGCCUCCUGGGAGCCCUCCUGCCUGGAGACACUCCUGGGGAAUCUCCUCGGGUUCUGCUGGGCUCUAACCACCAAUAAACACCAGCUGCUCCAGCCACCAGGAGAUGUCUGGCUCUUUGUGGGAACGGGAGGGAGGGACAGGGGCUCACAUGGGAUAACGUGAGCCACGAUCUCCUUCAGGCAAGUGCAGCUUCUCUAAGAUGGAGAUCCCAGGGGAGUGUUCAGGACAAAACCCAAAUAAACACCACAAAAUACAAAUGGGAACACUCUGGCACUUUUUGGGGGCAUCAUUGCUUGGUCAAUGUUUGAAGACUUUCACAGAGUGAGCAGAGUAGAACUGUACAAAAAUGUGCAGUGGGACAAGUGACAGGGAGAUUGGGGCCAUGGCUUGUAACUUCCUGCAUGUGGGGUUUUGUUGGCUUGGGGUCUUUUAAAACCCCAAGAUUCUUAGGUUAGCAAAGGCAGAAGGUAACAGACACAACCCUCUAACUCGGUUGGAUGGGACUUGAAAAAAUCUUGGGACAGUGGAAGGUGUCCCUGCUCCCCCUGUGGCAGGGGAGGGACUGGAUGAGAUUUUGGGUCCCUUCCAGCACAAGCCAGCCUGUGGUUCUGUGAUCCCAUGAAACAGCAGUGCUGCUUGCAGUGGGAACAGUGCCAGCCCCAGCCUGGCCGGGAUCCUUGGCCAAGCCCCUCCUGCAGCGAGCAGGGACAAACACAAACACUUUGCUCCAAGGUCAUGCAGACCCCAGCAGGGCAUUCCCAUGCCCCAUGAGCUCCAUCCCUGUCCCCUACACCCC